Molecule: messenger RNA, 666 nt
Organism: Haemonchus placei
Lineage: Eukaryota; Metazoa; Nematoda; Chromadorea; Rhabditida; Trichostrongylidae
Source: the annotation of a GenBank genome assembly
AUGGCGCUUCCCCUAGAUGCAGUACACUGCGAGUGCUCUUUGUUAGCAACGCGAUCGUCGCGAUUGAAGACAUCAUCGCGUCAUCCGCAACCACGAUCUUUUUCACGAUUACUCGAGACAGUUGUUCGCAAGGUGUUUGACUCGCAACGAGAAGCUAAAGAUUUAUCUCCUCAAAAGAUCGAUAUCAAUGAGGCACCUAUGACGAAGCUGAGCAGACAAUCUGGAGAAACGCACAUCACAGAGCCGGCAAAGAAUACAUCGCCGAGAGUUAAUGGCAACGCCAAGCUUAGUAGCCUUUCCAUCGCUGAUGUGAGGAAGCAGCCGGCGCUAGAUUCUUCGUCUGGGACAUCCGACGGUUCACUGAAUGCCACUUACGGUACUAAGAAUCUGGAAGAGAGCGUGUCAAUGCAAGUUCCCUUUACAUCAAAAGUUAACCACUUAUUACUUCACCCUAAAAGCAUUAAUACCGCUGCAAGGCCGACGAUUCUCACUCAUCCAUUGGGAGCACCAUUGAUCAACUAUCCGCGAUUUCACUUCCCACAGGGCGUACCGGUGCCCAUAGUGGAAAACGACGCAGCACUGCGUCGUGUUUGUCACUUAUUUCGCGAACUUCCCAGCGAACAGGUGACAUGUCUUUUAAUUACCGUCGACUCUCAUCUUUCAUAA